Perca fluviatilis (European perch) is the source of this 4817-nucleotide messenger RNA. RefSeq names its product phagosome assembly factor 1 (gene phaf1). Gene Ontology annotation, cellular component: synaptic vesicle membrane; dendrite; trans-Golgi network. The coding region runs from base 1186 to 2490 and encodes 434 amino acids. The record is from RefSeq and is a predicted model, not a curated record. Gene Ontology annotation, biological process: Golgi to plasma membrane protein transport. The transcript is spliced from 16 exons. Lineage: Eukaryota; Metazoa; Chordata; Actinopteri; Perciformes; Percidae.
AACACAGGAAGUUGAAUUCAUCAGCUGAUCCUGCUGGCUGUUGUUGAUGCCUGAAGUUGCUGUUGUUUGGACACUGUGUUGCUCUUAUCUGCUGCUGACAUUGAAGACACAUUAAACCCGACCGAGGGACACGGUGGGCAUUUACCGACUGACGAGCUUAUGAGUUACAAGACAAGCGUCUCACAGUGAGGACUUUGAAUUUGCGCACUAGCGGCAGAAGAGCUAGCUCCAAAGCUUGAACCUUUGGUGAAAGAAAAGACAGCAAAAAAAAAAACUGCCGACGGCUUGGCGUGCUGCCUUUUGUUUAUCUCGCGCUAGUCUGAACCGCGAUAUUAAUUUUCUUUGUCUUGAAUUUAGUUUUUUUUCUGCACAUACGUUAUUUAUAUUUGUACUUUAUUACCAGUACGCGGAGGGUCAGCUAGCUCGUCGGCUAACGUUAGCCCAUAGCGCAAAAAAACAACUGUCUUGUUGUCAAGCUUUGAUGCUUUCGUAACCGCCCAGCAGUGUCAGAUAACGAUAGCUAACCGUGAGAAUAGUCGUGCCUCUAGUUUUUAAGUGCUUGCCACUGGAUCAGGUGCUUCGUUGAAGACGCAGGACAGCACUGCAACCGAACAAGUCCAUGUUAAAUCGGAGCCUGCUGGAGAUGUGUGUGUCUGUUGAACGCGUCUGACUUAUCGGUUUGUUUAUUCCUGACUUCGAGCCAAGUGAACUCAGUUUUUUUUUCUUCUUCUUCUUAUCCGUAUCGAUUUGAAACCACACAAACAAGUAAUAGGUUAACUGACAGCUGGCCUGGUACGUUUUAGGUUGCGUAAUUUGUGUGCAAAGCUGUCCGUCUUUGCUGGGGAACUUGUUAAACUGUUAUUUUAAACGUAUGUAUCUCUGUAAGCAUUAGGUGUUCAGCCACAGGUGGCUCUGUGGAUGUCAUUUUGACUAUUCAUAUAUGACGUGAGAAGGCGGCGACCUUUUACAGAUUUUAGAUUGAGUAGCUGUUUGAUGCUCACACUCAGAAAAACAAGUAGAUAAGAGUUAUGAAUUAAAGUAGCCUUCUGAAACUAUUGUGAGACUGUGCUGUGAUCAGGGAAAGACAGGCGAAGAGAAAGGGUCCCUCAGAGGGUCCCCCUUGUGUGUUGAGGUGAGGUGAGCUGCCCCCCCACCCCCCCACACACAAACACACACUACUUGCCAAUGCUGGAUCUGGAAGUGGUGCCUGAGAGAUCACUAGGAAAUGAGCAAUGGGAAUUCGCCUUAGGGAUGCCAUUGGCCCAGGCCAUCUCUAUUCUGCAGAAACACUGCCGCAUUAUUAAAAAUGUCCAGGUGCUAUACAGUGAACAGACGCCACUCAGCCAUGACCUCAUACUGAACUUGACUCAGGAUGGGAUUAAACUGCUGUUUGAUGCCACAAGUCAGAGACUCAAGGUGAUUGAAGUGUAUGACCUGAGCAAAGUCAAGUUGAAAUACUGUCCUUUUCAACUUUCAGUUUUUUUUUUUUUGUGGUGUUUUUUCGCCAUUGCCCCCACGAUAGAGCAAAUAGACCAGUCAUUCGGAGCUACGCAUCCUGGAGUUUACAAUGCUGCCGAGCAGUUGUUCCAUCUCAACUUUCGCGGCCUGUCCUUCUCCUUCCAACUGGACUCAUGGAAUGAAGCUCCAAAAUACGAGCCUAACUUUGCCAUGGGUUUGGCCUCCCUGCAGAUUCCACACGGGGCCAUGGUCAAGAGGAUGCACAUCUACACUGGCAACAACCUGCAAGAAACAAGAGCUCCGGCGAUGCCGUUGGCUUGUUUCCUUGGUAACAUCUUUGCAGAGUGUGUGGAUGUCCUGAGAGAUCUGGCAGGGCCUCUGGGGCUCAAACUCCGCCUUCUCACUGCAGGCUGCGGUCCGGGUGGGAUGGCUGACGGUAAAGUGAGGUCCCUAGAACGGAGCAUCUACUUUGGAGAUUCUUGUCAGGAUGUACUGGGUGCUCUGGGCUCGCCACAUAAAGUCUUCUACAAGUCUGAGGACAAGAUGAAGAUCCACUCUCCAUCUCCUCACAAGCAGGUUCCCUCCAAAUGUAACGACUACUACUUCAACUACUUCACCCUCGGAGUGGAUAUCCUGUUUGACUCUACAACUCACCUGGUUAAGAAGUUUGUCCUCCAUACCAACUACCCCGGACAUUACAACUUCAAUAUAUAUCAUCGCUGUGACUUUAAGAUUCCACUUGUCAUUAAGAAAGAUGGAGCUGAUUCUCAGACGGAGGACUGCAUCUUAACCACCAACAGCAAGUGGGAUCAGAUUCAGGAAAUGCUCGGUCACCCGAUGGAAAAACCAGUCGUGCUCCACAGGUCCUCGUCAGCCAAUAACACCAACCCCUUCGGCUCUACCUUCUGCUUUGGACUGCAGAGGAUGAUCUUUGAGGUGAUGCAGAAUAACCACAUAGCAUCAGUGACCCUCUAUGGUGCUCCACGGACCGCUAGCCAAGCCCGACCUGAAUCCAGCAGUAGUUCCCACUGAACAAGUCACCAGAACCACAUCUCAUUCUGGCCUGUCCUGAAUCUAGCACCUCUGCUGACUGAACCUCUAACCCAGAGCCAGAUUCGUAACCAAGCAGACCUACCAAGUCACCAACAAAGUCAUUCAUACCCAGCGCAGAUGCUACUCAUCGAACCCGAAACGCAACCAGAAUAACCAAGUCCGACCUGGCGUUAAUCACCCUUUUUUUUUUUUCCCUGGUGGGUGGUCCUAAGACUUUGCUCUUCUGAUCGGACACACCCAGUCGGCACGGUCAACCCGACCCAGACUAGCUCAGGGUCGAGUGACGCGGUCGCAGUGCUGGACCACUGAUGCUUUGAAAAUGAAACCAAUCCAAACGACGUCUUGGUUGCGCGGGAAUAUCGCAGCGGUGCUGCGAACUGACGUGGUGAAGAAGUCGUGCUCAACUAGAGCUCUCCUGUUUCCAUCCAGUGACUGAAUUAGCCCAGGACCACAGAAGAAGAGCUUGUCCAGACUGUAGUUUGGAUGCCAUGGUUCCACCAGUAAGGUGUCAUGGCAGCCUGUAUAUGACAAUAACCUCCAUUUACAUUUUGUGGUGAAAUGAUUCAGCAUUUAAUUAUCAUCGUGCAAAAGAAAAAUCUCUUACGGAAAACUGCGGUGGCCAAAAGUCUUGAAAACAAAACUCUUGCUCGAACCCACUGAAUAAACGCCAAGCAUCAACCGCACUGCCAGCCCAACCGGUACCGCCUGUCUUCCUGCCGCGACUUCAGAACCAGGCCCGACUGGCUCAAUGGAAAGCCGGACGCAUUAAAAACCGCAAGAACCAAGCCCGCCCGUCCCAAUCAAGAGCCAUCGGAGCCCAAAACGCAUCGGAAGCUGCAGGAAAAAAAACGACGACGUGAGAAUCCAGAUUUUUUUUCGUACGAGUGAAGAACCAAACGCGCUCAGGGUUUGGAGAGACGUGGCCCAAAAACGCAUCCCACGACGGGCCGGGUGAGCCCCGAUGUGAAGCCUCUCAAAGCAGAACGACCCAAACGAGGUCAGCGUUAUUGUCUCCCUCGUCCAGCUUCCUACUCACGAUUCCUCCCCGCUUUUAUCAGCGAUGCCCACAAACAACACACAGACACACACACACACACUCAAGCACAGAGCAGCAAACACCCCAUUAACCCACAGCUGUUGUUAUUCGCAGCUCUGGGAGUUGGCGUGUCCCGUCUCCUUGCUCACACACACACACACACACACACACACACACACACACACGCACACACGCAAACACUGUUUUUUCAAAUUGACAUUUCAACAGACUUGAAUUCAAACACACACACCGCAUUUCAGUUCCCACUCAACUACUAUUCUCACACGUAUUUCUAAUACAUGUAAGCUGGUUUAUAUUUUUUAGCCUUUUUAAGCACAAACAAAACAAAACAUGGAGACAUGCAGGCAUGACACAAGGAUUUGCAUGAACUUGGCAGAUGCUUUUUGAAUGAGAGGAAACUUAUUAUAAGCACAAACCGGCAAUCCGUCUUGUUUUAUUUGAUCCUGCAUGUUGUGAGGGGCAGAGGCUCGUUUUAUUUCUCUCUGCCCUGAUUCCCUCAUUCACACCAUGACCAUUUUCAUUGUGUUCUCUUGUUACAUUUGCACUAAUGCACACCUUUUUACUUGAUUGGUUGAUUGUGCCCUAUCCUCCGUGAUAGCUUUGUGAAGACAUUUGGAGGGGUGUGUGUGCGUGUGUGUGUGCGUGCGUGUGCGUGCACUCUUCUCCCUCUUCCUUCAUCUCUACACGUGUUCGAUGCAUUGCAAUUCAUCCCUCAGCAAUGUCUGCAUUUUAUUUCUUUUGUUGAAUUGCCAAAUGCUCCAGCCAAAGACAUUUCAGGAUGAUUUCAUUUGAUCUGCUCACACUGUAGUCUCCUGUCCGCACCUGUCCCAAAGGAGAGAGAGAGAGAGAGCUGCGUGUCGGCCGCCUCCCUUCUCUCGCGUGUGCCGCGGUAACGACUCUAAAUUCAGCUCCUGGUGUCUGUAAACCCCGACAGUAAUUGCACGACAUGAAUAGCUGACUCACGCGUGUGUUUUUUGAAACACAAUCGGCCUGUCUUUCAUCUGGAUUUGGUCACUGCCAGAGACCCAUUAACAAUAGCAACAACUAGCACCGUUGUUAUUGUUGUCAGAGAGCUGUAAUUUAAAGAAUUACCGUUAUUCCUCUGUGAUUUCAGUACAUGUGAACCCAUUUAGGAAAUGGGGAAGAACAUCAGUCAUUCCUUCAUCCUAACAUUUGUUUCCCUUCCCAAUGUCUGAAUUUAAAAUCUUUUUAAUUCUAAGUAUUUCAAUAAACUGUGUAUUCAUGUUAA